UUCAGUUUGCAGUUCUCCAUUGUGUCCUGUAGAGGGGGCGUCAUCUUUCAUCUUUCACUGCUGCUCUUCAAGACCGUCUGAUCUUCACUCGCCUUCUCGUGUUAUAAGCGUCUUAAAGCUCCCGGAUGACGCCGAGCCGAUCGUUUAAUUUAAUAGCGUAAUAUCCAAACAAACUAACCGGCCUUCGACGAGUUUCGACGGAGCACCGUGAUGAAUUUCUCCCUCCGUCAUACAGGCGGGCGGACCGAAGCUCCGCUGGAGCACCAUUAAUGUAUGUGUGUAAAAAAAUAUAUAUAUGUGGAUCCAACCGAACCCGGAGCGGAUCAUGAACACGCCGCUGUGUCGCGUGCCGUGCUGAAGUGGCGGGCUGAAAACGGCGCGAGUCUCGCGCUGCUGCUGCGGCUAGCCUUACAGGCCUAAAAAAACGCUGACUCCAGUCUGAUUUCUACAGUCUUCAACAGCCGUGUGAGCUUUAAUAAGAUUCUCCAGCGGGGAGAGCAGAGGAUGGCCGGCCGCCUGAGCGCUGAGGAGGAGCAGGCCACGAAGCAGUUUUUGGAGGAAAUCAACAAAUGGACGUCCCAACAUGGUGUCUCGCCGUUGUCCUGGGACGUGGCCGUGAAGUUUCUGAUGGCCCGCAAGUUUGAUGUUCUGCGAGCAAUUGAGCUUUUUCACAGCUACAGAGAGACCCGUCUUAGGGAGGGCAUCGUCAAACUGCAGCCUCACGAGGAGCCGUUACGCUCGGAGCUGCUGAGUGGGAAGUUCACUGUGUUGGGUGUCCGGGACCCUUCUGGUGCAUCCAUCGCCCUCUACACGGCCAAACUGCACCAUCCCAGCAAAACGGGAAACCAUGUGGUUCUUCAGGCCCUGUUCUACCUACUGGACCGAGCUGUGGAGAGUUUUGAGACUCAGAGAAAUGGACUGGUUUUCAUUUAUGACAUGGCUGGAUCCAACUACACUAACUUUGAACUGGACCUCAGCAAAAAGAUCCUCAAUUUGCUGAAGGGUGCGUUCCCAGCACGGCUGAAGAAAGUGCUCAUUGUUGGAGCUCCUGUGUGGUUCAGGGUCCCGUAUAACCUUUUAAGUCUGUUACUGAAGGAGAAGCUCAGAGAACGGGUUCAGAUGGUGAAGAUGGCCGACCUGCGAGAACAUCUGCCCAGGGACUGUUUACCUGAGCACCUGGGCGGCUGUUUGCCUCUGGACGUGCACAGCUGGAACAUGCAGCUGCUGUCCGAGCAGAACGGGCGCGUGGACCCCGUGGAUGAGCUGGUGGGGAUCCCGCUGGAGAACACGUCCAUACACAUCCCUGGACCUGAGGUCAUGAGUCUGGCCGAGCUCAUGGCCCACCUGAACCGGACCCAGCGCAGCGGGAUCUACCUGGAGUACGAGGAGCUUCGCAGAGAGCAGCCACCUGGAACCUUCGCCUGUGCGCUAGCUGCUCACAACCAGGAGAGGAAUCGCUAUGGUGAUGUGCUGUGUCUGGAUCAGACUCGUGUGCGACUCAAACCAAGGAGAAAUGAGAGAUCAGACUACAUAAAUGCCAGCUUCAUGGAUGGAUACAAACAGAAACAUGCAUAUAUUGGGACCCAGGGUCCAUUGGAAAAAACCUACGGUGAUUUCUGGAGAAUGGUUUGGGAGCAAAGUGUGCUUGUCAUAGUCAUGACAACAAGGACGGAUGAGGGGGGCCGGAGGAAGUGUGGACAGUACUGGCCCAAGGAAGAGGGCGGUCAGGAGGUGUACGGGCACAUCGCUGUGGUCAAUCACAGAGUGGACAAACAUGCACAUUACAACCAAACCACACUUGAGCUGCACAACACUGAGACAUUCGAACAGAGACAGGUGACUCAUUUUCAGUUCCUUAGCUGGCCUGAUUACGGGGUCCCAUCCUCCGCACUGUCUCUGAUUGACUUCCUGGGUGCUGUGAAACACCAGCAGCAGUGGGCGGUCCAGGCUUUCGGCUCACAGUGGAGGGGUCAUCCGCUUGGCCCGCCAAUGGUGGUCCACUGCAGCGCUGGCAUCGGCCGGACCGGUACUUUUUGUGCGCUGGAUAUCUGCCUGUCCCAGCUGCAGGACGUCGGGACUCUUAACGUUUGCCAGACUGUUCGACGCAUGAGAGCGCAGCGUGCCUUCAGCAUCCAAACACCGGAGCAGUACUAUUUCUGCCACACCGCCAUCCUCGAGCAUGCCCAGAGACAGGGCUUACUUUCAGCCAAUCACUGAGCAGCAGGGCUCACUCCUAGCCAAUCAGAGAUCGAAAAGGUCUAAUCUCAACCAAUCAGUAAGAGGCAAGGCCUCCUCGCAUCCAAUCAUAAGAAAGUACUAAAUCCUGAUUAAUCGGCAACUCUUAAACUGGAUAAUUCCCAAUUAAAAUCACUGGGUUUUUAAUUAAUCUGUCAUUAUCAAAAGACAAGCAGCUUAAAUAGUAACCAUAACUGACUCCGUAUGAAGAGGGUGUCUAAAUGUUCAGUGAUCCAGCUAUAGUGUAGUAUGUAAUGUUGUGCUGCAUUUUGUGCAGUUUAUUCUGUGAAUUUUAUCCAAAUUGGCGAAAUUCAUGUAUUUCACAUAAAGCUUCAAAUCAGCCGCGCUCAAAUGUGAUCCAGGACAAACGAACGCGCCAUCAGUCAUUUGUCAUCCUGAAGGUCUUUUAUUUAAUUACACAUGUCAGACCAACUGUCCGUCCUCAUGUUUAUGAGGGGUUUAAUUUGCCCAUAAACAAAGUCUUUAUUUACUCACACUCGUGUCGUUUCAAAUCCAUUUGAAUUGUUUUUCUGUGUAACAGCUGAAUGUUAUUCUGCACCUUUUGUGUUUCACAAAAGAAAGGAAGUCACACAGGUUUGAAAUGACGUAACAGUGAUUUUUUUUUUUAUUUUACUUUAUUUUGGGAUGCAGUCAUUGCACACUAGAGAUUUUUAUAUAUUUGCUGGAAUUGAAUGCCGACUUAUUAUCUCAAUUCUGCCUGUACUUUGAAUGUCUAUGUGGUUGUAGGCCAUUUUUUCAAUUUCUUCUGAAGAUGAUGAUGGUUUAGACGGCCAGGAAUAGUGAAAAGUCUCUUCCACAUCAACUGGGUGGAUCGGUAAACCUCUAUAACGCAACAAUUAUUCAACUGAUAUAGCCUUUAUUUAGUCUGGUGUAAAUAAGAGAUGGCUAAAUUGAGUCAUUUACACUUGUAAUAAUUAUGUCUGUUAAUAUUGUACUAAUAACCUGUUUAAAAAUAUCCAAACGCUCCUGUAAAGUGCAUUUAGAAUCUCUUUAUUUUGUUGUGGGUUGAAAGAGUCUUUGCUACUGAAUUCAUAUUGAAUUUCCUUGUAGUGAAGCAUCUGUACACACUCCCAAUGAUUCCAGGAUCUGCAGUCCUGCCUUGAUGGGCACACAAUGUGACCAGUUGUAUUUUUCUAUUAUACUCACACUUCAUGUCUUUACUUAUUACUCCCAAAUAUAUAUACGUAAAUUAUAUUUUCUUUUAUAUCCAAUUGUAUCUUUUAUUUCUACUGGUUUCUCAUGUCAAUGGAAAAUCUAACCUGCAAUGUCAUGCUUGUGAUUAUCUGAGUUUGCAGCAGUUCUGUAAAGUGCUUUGCUCUGCAGUUAAAGAUGUAUGUUCCUCAUGUACGUUUGGACUGAGUAAAAUGUUAUCUGAAUUGA
Molecule: messenger RNA, 3636 nt
Organism: Carassius auratus (goldfish)
Lineage: Eukaryota; Metazoa; Chordata; Actinopteri; Cypriniformes; Cyprinidae
Product: tyrosine-protein phosphatase non-receptor type 9-like
Exons: 13
Coding region: 505-2217 (570 amino acids)
Biological process (GO): protein dephosphorylation
Molecular function (GO): protein tyrosine phosphatase activity
Source: RefSeq, a predicted model, not a curated record